AUGUGUUUGUAUAAUGAUCAACAGUCGUCAUUGUUUGGACUUGAAUUGCGUUGUUGCCCCAAAUCCAACUUACCCAGACCCACUCUUCAUCCCCUUAACGUUCGUUGUAUCUUAAGCAGUAUCAUGACCAAAACGGUGCUAUGCAUGAAUCCUGGCCCUAUCGAAUUUGAGCCCCGUGUGCUCAAGUCGUUUGCCAUGGAGGGCAUCUCGCACGUCGAUAAGACAGUGAUUGAAGUCUUUGGACAGUGCCUUGAGAAGAUGCGUAAAGUCUUUUUAGCUCCUGAUGGACAGCCUCUCGUUGUAGCGGGUUCCGGCACACUUGGAUGGGAUAUGGUCGGCGCUAACCUUGUUAACGAAGGCGACGAUGUGCUUGUUGUCAAUACUGGAUACUUUGGUGACAAUUUUGCCGAAUGUCUUGAGCGUUAUGGUGCAACGAUCGCUCACCUCCGUUGCAAGAUUGGCGCACAACCUUCACUUUUAGAGUUGGAAAAGAUUCUUCAAAGUGGAACAAGCUUCAAGGUCGUCACGAUCACACAUGUGGAUACGUCCACGGGUGUUCGUGCUCAUGUGAAAGAAUUUGCAGCCGCUAUCCGACGCUUUCAGCCUGAUGCUGUCAUUGUUGUGGAUGGAGUUUGUGCUACUGGUGGCGAGGAGACGCGUAUGAAAUUAUGGGACCUUGAUGUGGUACUCACAGGCUCGCAGAAGUGUUUGGGCGUUCCUGCCGGUCUGAGUCUAAUGGUCAUUCGCCCUCGUGCGCUACAUUUAUUUGAAAAGAACACUUCAAAAGUUAAAUAUUAUGUGGACUGGCGAAACUGGUUGCCGAUCAUGAAAAACUACGAGGCUCGGCAACCUAGUUACUUCGCAACGCCAUCAGUAAAUCACCUGUUUGCUCUCAACGUUGCGUUGGACAUUUUACUUGAAAAUGGUGGUAUGGAACAGCGAUUUAAAGAGCAUCAGCUCGUCGGUGAUGCUAUAAAAGAGGCGAUGAAGAUGCUUGGUUGUUCGUUGGUGACCACAAGCGAUAGCAGUGCAAACACAUUGACAUGCGUACGCUACCCUACUGGUGUAGGUGCUGCUGACUUCUUACCAAAGGUGGUGAAACGUGGUGUAUCACUUGCUGGUGGUCUUCACAAGGUCAUUAAGACGGAUUACUUUCGUAUUGGCCACAUGGGUCCAAGCACUCGCCGUCUAGAUCAUAUCUUGAAGACCGUGGAAGCAGUUGAGGCCGCGUUUAUCGAAUGUGGACACAAGGUGGCACAGCCUGGAAAAGCUGCUAAGGAGCUCAAAAAGAAGUUGCAAACGAUCAUUCCGAUGCAACCAAAAUGCUCUUUUGUCUACCACAGCUGUCCCGUACCUCCAAAGUGCCAGAUUUACUCCAUUGGUAUGGUAAUCGUCGCAUUUGCUGCCGGAUUUUUUAUCUCGCAAGUGAAAGGAAAGAAGUGA
Plasmopara halstedii is the source of this 1443-nucleotide messenger RNA. RefSeq names its product aminotransferase. NCBI's taxonomy places the organism in Eukaryota, Oomycota, Peronosporomycetes, Peronosporales, Peronosporaceae. Bases 1 to 1443 code for a protein of 480 amino acids. The transcript is spliced from 5 exons. Gene Ontology annotation, molecular function: L-alanine:glyoxylate transaminase activity; L-serine:pyruvate transaminase activity. The record is from RefSeq and is a predicted model, not a curated record. Gene Ontology annotation, cellular component: peroxisome.